Messenger RNA from Stomoxys calcitrans (stable fly), 408 nucleotides. RefSeq lists its product as uncharacterized. The record is from RefSeq and is a predicted model, not a curated record. NCBI's taxonomy places the organism in Eukaryota, Metazoa, Arthropoda, Insecta, Diptera, Muscidae. The coding region runs from base 1 to 408 and encodes 135 amino acids. The transcript has a single exon.
AUGCGGUCUUUAUCACAAGAUAAGGUGUCAAAUGAUGUUUUGAAGCAGCUUUGGAUGCAGCGGCUUCCAACUCAAAUGAAGACAAUUUUAUCCGUCAGCGAAGAUGGUCUGGACAAAUUAGCUACCAUGGCCGAUAAGAUUGCUGACUGUAGCGAAUCAGAAAUAUGCAGUUUUUCACCUCCUGUAAAUCGUUUGGAAGAAAUUGAAAAGAAGUUGGCUAGCCUUUGCACACAAAUAGAAUCAUUUCGUAAGUCCAGAAGCCGUAAUAAGUCAUCAUCUUCAAGACGUUCACAUUCAAAAUCCGGCAGCAAAGCGAAACCUUAUUGCUGGUAUCAUUUUAAAUUUGGAGAAAAUGCCAGGAAAUGUGUAGCUCCAUGUACGUAUAAAUCUUCAACUUCGGAAAACUAA